AUGACAACCGAUGAGCUGAACUUCAGGGAAUUGGCAUUUAGACAGACUUCGUCUCGCCGCCCCCCGCUCCCUCCAGAGCCCCGCGAGCCACCUCCACAGCCUCGCGUCCUCCCGGGGCUCGCAGUGGCCCUAGCGAGCUCCUACUCGGGUGGAAGCGGGCCGCGUAGCCGCGUCCGCGCCGCGCUGCGGGACCCGGAGCCCCCCUCGUGCGCCCCCUGCGGUCGGGGCAGACCUUGGGCGGGCGACCCCCCUUCCCCCAUGCCCGCAGACCCGGCCCAGGCCGCCGCGCCGCAACACCCCCCCCCCCGCCCCGUCACCGCCGCACGGGGCCCGUCAGUGAACAAACUCCGCGCUCAGUCCUCUGAGAAGCGGGCGGGGGCGGGACGGCUACCUGCCCGCACGCCCGAGUCCCGGGAGGAGCGCGAGAGAGCCCGCCGCCUCAAGUCCUCGGGUCCCCCCGCCCCCGGCCGGUCCCGACCCGCACACACGGGCACGCGUUUGCACACGCGCGCGCACACGCAGGCACGCACACCCCCCCAGCCCCGGGCCGGCGUGCCCGGCCCACCCCGCCCUCCGCGCCCGCCCGACGGCAGCGGCGGCCGGCAUUCCGGGGCAGCGCGUCGGGGCGGCAACUUCGCGCCCGGGCGCCCGCGCCUCGCAGCCCCGGCGGGCGGGAGACAAAAGCUGCGGCGCCGCCGGAGGCCGCGCGGCCAAGCUCCGGCUCGCCUCGCUUCGCGGGGGCCGAGAGCUCGGGGCCUUGGCUCCAGACACCAGAGGACACCAGCCGGCUGCCGCGCCGCCCCUCCCCCGCCGCCCGGCUCGGCGUGA
Molecule: messenger RNA, 828 nt
Organism: Zalophus californianus (California sea lion)
Lineage: Eukaryota; Metazoa; Chordata; Mammalia; Carnivora; Otariidae
Product: basic proline-rich protein-like
Exons: 3
Coding region: 1-828 (275 amino acids)
Source: RefSeq, a predicted model, not a curated record